Molecule: messenger RNA, 441 nt
Organism: Helobdella robusta
Lineage: Eukaryota; Metazoa; Annelida; Clitellata; Rhynchobdellida; Glossiphoniidae
Exons: 4
Coding region: 1-441 (146 amino acids)
Biological process (GO): homophilic cell-cell adhesion
Cellular component (GO): membrane
Molecular function (GO): calcium ion binding
Source: RefSeq, a predicted model, not a curated record
AUGUACCUAAAACUUCAAAUACAUUCAUUCGGUAGAAGUGCCAAUUCUGGCGAUACAGUUGGGCGAUGGCAUGUGACGGCUACGGAUAUCGACUCAGUAACAAACUCCCAGCUGACCUAUUCAGUUAGCGACAGCACGUUCUCCGUUCAAACUCUCAACAAUAUUGGCUACGUUAAGACUGCAAAACGAUUAGAUUACGACCGUAUACCAGACCACACGUACAACUUCACCAUCGUGGCCACAGAUAACGGCGACCCACCACACAAAGGUUCAGCCGCGGUCAGGGUCAGCGUGACCAACGUAAACGAUGAAGACCCAGUCUUUGUGAAGGAUGUUGAGAGGGUUCAACUGAGUGAAGAUGCUCCCAUGCGCACUGUGGUUCACGUCGUUCAAGCCUUCGACCCAGACGGGGAUGGAGUUACCUACACGUUUGCUGGCUAG